AUGACUACAAUCAUGGCAUCGAGGAUAUCAUACGACGGGCCAAACUCUGGGUUCCAGGGAGGUAUAAUUCAUGGGAAUGUCACUGCUCAGUUCUUACAAUCGGAAACAUCAUUGAAUCAAGCGUGCCUGCGGGAUCUGCGGACGACCGAUCCUCACCAUGACAAAGAUCGUAUUCAGAACACCAACGGAGGGCUACUCAAAGACUCGUACUGCUGGAUUCUCGACAAUGAGGAGUUUCAACAAUGGCAAAACAACCAGAGCAACUGCCUCCUCUGGAUCAGAGGUGAUCCGGGCAAAGGCAAGACAAUGCUCCUCUGCGGCAUCAUCGACGAGUUAACACGGUCGUAUGGGGACAUUGCGAAUAUCUCGUUCUUUUUCUGCCAAGCUACCGACGUGCGAAUCAACAGCGCCACAGCUGUCCUUCGUGGCUUAAUAUAUGCUCUUGUCAAGAAGCAGCCAUCUCUUCUCUCCCACGUAAAGAGUCAGUAUGACCACGCGGGAAAAGCAUUGUUUGAGGAUAUAAACGCAUGGAAUGCUCUCUCGAGGAUCUUCACGGAUAUAUUGAAGGACGCGACCUUACCGAGCACCUAUCUGAUUAUCGACGCGCUGGACGAAUGCACAACAGGCCUACCUUCCCUUCUCGACUUGAUUACACAGGUAUCGUCUACUUACCCACAGAUAAAGUGGAUUGUCUCGAGCCGCAACUGGCCUGAUAUCGAAGAGCGUCUUGACACUACCCAUACCGCUCCGAUCUCAUUAGAGCUCAACGAGGCGUCUGUAUCUGAAGCUGUGAGCAAAUUCAUUCAACACAAGGUUCACUACCUGGCGAAAGUGAAGAAGCAUAGCGAUGAAACUCGUGAUAAGAUCUGCCGUCACUUGUCAUCCAACUCGCAAGGAACUUUCCUUUGGGUGGCCUUGGUCUGUCAAGAUCUUGAUAGAACAUCGCGGAGGCACGCUCUCGCGAAGCUGGAGGCGUUUCCUCCUGGACUGAAUGCCUUGUACGGUCGGAUGAUCGAUCAGGUUCGCAACUCGGAAGAUGCCGAGUCCUGCAAGCGAAUACUGGCUGUCAUGUCCCUUGUGUAUCGGCCUAUCGAGUUUGAGGAGCUGGGCUCUCUUGUUGAGCUACCCGAUGAUCUCGCCGGUGACUCUGAAGCUCUAUCAGAUAUUGUCGCGAUUUGUGGCUCGUUUUUGACUGUGCGGGAAAGCACUAUCAUUUUCGUCCAUCAGUCUGCAAAGGAAUUUCUACUCAGAGAGACGCAAACUGGGGUUUUCUCUGGAGGUAUAGAAGCUGGACACCAGAAAGUUUUCUCUCGUUCUCUUGAAGCCAUGUCUAAGACACUUCGGCGAGACAUCUUCCAAAUUAAACUCCCUGGAUUCCCGGUUGAGAAGGUCAUACCACCCAGUCCGAAUCCAUUAGCAGCUGCACAAUAUGCAUGUGUCUAUUGGGUCGACCAUCUUCAUCAUAGUGGAUGUCAUAAAAAAAGAAAUCUUGACAUUGAUGAGAGAGGGUGUAUUGGUGAUUUUCUACAAAAUAAAUAUCUUCACUGGCUUGAAGCCCUUAGCAUUUUAGGAAGGAUAUCACAAGGCAUAGCAGCCAUGCUAAAGCUCGAGGGCUUACUUCAGCUACUAUAA
Molecule: messenger RNA, 1632 nt
Organism: Penicillium olsonii
Lineage: Eukaryota; Fungi; Ascomycota; Eurotiomycetes; Eurotiales; Aspergillaceae
Source: the annotation of a GenBank genome assembly